Molecule: messenger RNA, 1131 nt
Organism: Yamadazyma jaroonii
Lineage: Eukaryota; Fungi; Ascomycota; Pichiomycetes; Serinales; Debaryomycetaceae
Source: the annotation of a GenBank genome assembly
AUGUCAAGUUUUGGUACAUUAUUCAAAGUGACCACUUACGGUGAAAGUCAUUGUAAAUCUGUUGGUUGUAUUGUUGAAGGAGUACCUCCAGGGUUCCCAUUAACUGAAGAUGAUAUUCAACCACAAUUAACUCGUAGAAGACCAGGUCAAAGCAAGUUAUCUACUCCAAGAAAUGAAAAAGAUAAAGUGAUUAUUCAAAGUGGUACUGAAUUUGGUAAAACUUUAGGUUCACCUAUCGGAAUGUUGGUUUUAAAUGAAGAUCAAAGACCUCAUGAUUAUGGUGAAAUGGAUGUUUACCCAAGACCAAGUCAUGCUGAUUACACUUAUAUUCAAAAAUACGGUGUGAAAUCAUCAAGUGGUGGAGGUAGAUCAUCUGCCAGAGAAACCAUCGGGAGAGUUGCUGCCGGUGCCAUUGCUGAAAGAAUGUUGGAAAAGAUUAAUAAUGUUGAAAUUGUUGCUUUCGUAUCUCAAAUUGGUAGCGUUUCAAUGAAUAAAGAUACUCAAGAUGAAAGUUUCAUCAAAUUAUUGAAUACUGUUACUAAAGAAAGUAUUGAUGCUACUGGACCAAUCAGAUGUCCUGAUGACACUGUAAAAGAAGAAAUGGUCAAAGUUAUUGAAAAAUACAGAGAUUCAAAAGAUUCCAUCGGUGGUGUUGUAACUUGUGUUAUUAGAAACUGUCCUAUUGGUCUCGGAGAACCAUGUUUCGAUAAAUUAGAAGCCAAAUUAGCCCAUGCUAUGUUAUCUAUUCCUGCCACUAAGGGUUUCGAAAUCGGUUCAGGUUUUAAAGGAGUUGAAAUACCAGGUUCCAAACACAAUGAUCCUUUCUAUUUUGAUGAAUCCUCCAAACGUUUAAGAACCACUACCAACAAUUCUGGUGGUAUUCAAGGAGGUAUUUCUAAUGGUGAAAAUAUUUAUUUCUCUGUAGCUUUCAAAUCAGCUGCUACUAUAAGUCAAGAACAACCAACUGCUAGUUAUGAUGGUAAAGAUGGAAUUUUAGCUGCUAAAGGAAGACAUGAUCCAUCUGUCACCCCAAGAGCUGUUCCAAUUGUAGAGGCUAUGACAGCUUUGGUAAUUAUGGAUCAAUUAUUAAUUCAAAAUGCUAGAAAAUCAACCAUGGAUCUCCUCAAUUAG